Cryphonectria parasitica EP155 is the source of this 2418-nucleotide messenger RNA. RefSeq lists its product as uncharacterized. NCBI's taxonomy places the organism in Eukaryota, Fungi, Ascomycota, Sordariomycetes, Diaporthales, Cryphonectriaceae. The record is from RefSeq and is a predicted model, not a curated record. Gene Ontology annotation, biological process: guanosine tetraphosphate metabolic process. The transcript has 3 exons. The coding region runs from base 1 to 2418 and encodes 805 amino acids.
AUGACGACUCUGCAAGGCAUGACCCAGGAAGACCAAGUCUUCGAACAGUGUCUGCGGGAUUUCAAGCGAGAGUUUUACAGCCGGGAAAGUCGUCUGGAUGCGCAUAUGAAGGAAGCGAAGAGGAUCAUUGAAUCCGGUAGAGGGAACAUUCCUGGUCUCAGCAAAGGAUUCAAUGUCCGGCACUUUCCUAUCAGCGCCAGACGAAAAGAAGACAACAAAGCUCUGAGAACCUUGCGCCGACGACAGAAAGAACGUGUUCAGCUCAAAACUCUAAGAGCUAGAGUCAUGGCCCGCCGGGUCGAGACUGGCCAACACGACGCCUGGGAAAGCUACUGCAGAAGAUGGAACAUGGAGGACAAAAUCAACGAAGUGAUCCCGUUCACAGAUAUGGACGAGGAUUGCCGCAUUGAUGCAAUGUUUGAUGCCAUGCCUGACCUUGCGGGGCUUCGUAUCUCCUUGUACUUCCCAGGAGAUGUCGAUAAAGUCAUUGUCUUCCUCAAGGAUAACUUUGAGAUUGUCCAGGGCCCGAGUCGAAAGGGGGGUCUCUCACGACAAUUCCAAACCAUCAGAAAGCUAGUGGAGCAGGAGGAGAACACGAAUAUACCCACGGGCCCCGAGCAAGGUGCCUUGAUGAAUGGAGCCAAUCAGGACCAUUCCUGGCAAUCAACAUUCGCUGGCUACAAGGCAACUCAUGUCAUUGUUCGGAUGAAAGAGGGUUAUCAUUUCGAUGAUUUUACGAGAGGAGACAAGCCUACGAAUAUUGAGAUCCAAAUUGGGAGCAUCAUCAUGCACGCCUGGUCCGAUAUUGAGCACGACAUUCUUUACAAGCCCUCCGAAGGCGAAACAGUAUCUGACGAUGUGACUCGCAUGCUGGAUCUUAUCAACGGUAUUGUCAUAACCGGGGAGGUUGCGCUCCAACAACUUGGUGCCGUUGCUGCCUCGGAAGCCAACGCGCGUGAGCAAGAGAGGAAGAAAGAAGCACAAGACUUUACCUACCUCCCAGUAUGGCUCGACAACUACUUUGCAGAUAAACCCAACACCAAACAUUUCAAGCGGGACUAUGAAUGGAGCGGUACAAGAUGCCUCCAUCUUCUUCUCAAAGCUUCGAACAAUCACAAUUUUGGAAGACUGGAACAGCUGCUGAACAGUAUGGAAGAUGUAACUCCAGAUGCUUCCCUCCCCCUCAGGAUUCAGGCUCUUUUGGGUGCCGACCAGUGGCCGAUAGAGCACACCAAUCUCUGGACCAAACAUAAUGAUUCAGCACUACAACUCGCGUGGACUGCAAGAUACUGGGUCACAUGUCUGAACCACACUGCGACUAUGGCACUUUUUCUUGGGCGCCAGAGUUUGAUUACUCAAUACUUACCAUCUCGCUCAAACGAAUUUUUGAGCGAGUUCGGGAAGGCCAAAAAUACUUUGCCAACGUUUGCAGAAUAUCUGGACAUUUUGCAUCCCCGGUACCCUCACUACAAGCGAGACUUGAGCAGGACGAUGAUGAUCAUUGACUUUUGUCAAUACUUGCUGAAGUCAAUCAUUCCUACUGACACGAUCACUGAUCAAAUUCAUUAUAAUGCGCUUCAUAUCACCAAAGCUGGUUAUGUUGCGCGACCACGCCUUUCGGAUGAGGAGGAACGGAAUCUGAGCGAGGACACCGUCGUUGUAUCAUUUCUGUUGAAGUGGCUAACCCCCGAACCUUCUGUAUUUGUCGGUUUGGCAAUUUCCGAGGUGGACCCGGACCUCAAGUGUGGCAGCAAUGAGAGCACCUCCCAAUUAUUCUUCGUGCCACAAUCUUCAGCCGACGAUGACUUCACAUGGAAAGCCACGAAGGCUCGCCAAAUGGGUCUCUUUGAUGUCAACAUGGUCACGUUCGACAUGAACUCCUCUUUGAAGUUCGGAGUCAGAAACGCCAUAUGGACCCAGCACAUCUGCGAGCUACUUGGAGCCGACCUGACCAAUGUCCAAGCUUUGAAUGAUUUGGUUUACGCAGAAAAGGGGCUUGCACUAGCUGGUCCUAGGCAAUCAACUGACUGGGCAACCAUAUGGCCACUCAAAGGUAUAACCCUAUCACUGGGCACUGUGGAGAAAGAUAGGGUUGCUGAAUUUCUCGACGUAUCCCGGAGACUUGGUGUCAAAGGGCCACUGGCCAAUCGCGUACUGGCCACUCAAGUGAAGGCAUUACAGACGACAGACACUGGCCAACUGGAAGUUUUCCGAAAACUUGCUCAGAGACUUAAGGUUGAGGAUUUGAAGGAGCAGGAGGACCUGGCCAAGUUGUUCCCAUGGAUGUGUAGCUUAAAUGAACAAGACGUCAUGGAAAAGUGGGAGUCUGCAAAGAUGCUCGGGAUCUAUGACUCUGAAGAGCUUCAAGAAAGGUUAAAAAGUCACGUGCUCGAAGGGCUUGAAGGGAUUGUGGAAUAG